AUGCAGGAAUGUUUGAAAUUUAUCUAGAAACAAGAUAAUAUCUUAAGGCUUUAAAAAAAUGGCCCUAAGAAGCCUAAUAAUUUAGAUAGUAUUGUCUAAAUUCUAAGAUCUUUGGUUUCCAAUGAAGCACCGAAACACGUAUAUGUUGUAACAAAGGGGGAAUUCGUAUAAGUCAAAUAUGUGAAGUCGCAAUCCAAGAAUCCCUUAUCUUAUAUAAGUAAGAUAUUUGCUCAAGAACCUCAAAUAUAGAAAUAGCUUCGUACCUUCAAGGUGAUGGAUGUGAUUGGAAUGGAUGAAAUUCAUAAUGAAAAUUACACCUACGAUGUUUUCUGCAAUUCAACAAUCGGAGAAGUUUUUUGCAUCAAGAAAUGUGUUUUCGAGAAAAUUGUCCCAAAUCAAACCAUGAAGAAGAAGAACCUUCAAAUAAUGAUAGAAAAUAAACCCUGUCAAAUGAUUGAAAUUCAUUCUGCAAAAGGAGCAACGCCAAUUAAUCGAUUAUAAUUGGGAGAAAUACCCAGACAACCUGAAGAGAUCAGCACGCAUCGACAUGAAAAGAGAACCAUCGAUUUUACAGCCUUCAAGUAAGUUAAACCUUAGCAUGUUAAGAACCUCCUUUAAACAAUAGAUUUCUUGGUGAUUGAUUCAGCUUAAAUAUAUAUCAUUUUAUUAUCAUUCAUUUUAAGAGAUCUCUAUCAAUCAACUAUUAUAUUUUCAGACUCUUCCCUUGACUUCUUUCAUCCACACUAUACUGAACUGACAUUUUGUUUAUUAAUUUAUAUUUAUAUAAUAUUAAUAAUGUCUAACCACCGCAAUCUGAAGGAUUUAUUUCCAACCAAACUUAAUUUUAUUAAGCCAAAAGCUGUAAGAUAUGAUCCCAAUCAUUAUUAGGAAUUAAAGGAUGAACGGCCAAAGCAAACCAACAAAUCCCCUUUAGGAUUAAGUUAAUUUACUAGUUUUUUCUAAAUUGCUCAAAAGACUACCAAAAAUAGACAAACACCCUCCUCUCAAAGAAGUGCAACACCUUCUAAGGUUAAAAUCAUUUAAGUGAACAUGCAAAAAUAAGAUUAGUCGCAAAUGAAAAUUUAGUCUAAGCAUUCCAGGAAUUAAAGUGCCACCAACAUUAACAGCAGUAGAAACAAUUCAUUUCACAAAGAGAAGUAGGACUAAUUAUUUUAAAACCCAAGUUCUCGUAGUCCUGUCUACGUAUUGUCCAAGCUAAUGUCAUAACAUCAUUAAUAAGAUUCUUAAAUAUAAAUUCAUAAUCAAUCCAAAGAUUAAUCUCCCGCUAAACCAGCAAUUUUUGAUAAUCUAGAUAUUAUUAAUAGAAACACUGUUCGGAAGAAUUCCAAAUCACCAAAUACUACUGCAUAAAAAGUGUCUCCGUUUGUGUAUCCAAAAUUUUCAAGUGUCCAUCAAAUUAAACCUCAAGAUAAUUUGUUCAAGCAAUAGGAGAGUUUAGUUAAGGAAAAUAAGCCGAUUGAGAAAGAAUCUCAAUUUAUAAACGAAGCCCCUCAGAUCCAUAUUAUGUAGUAGGAAUUCUAAGUACCUAGUUAAUUUAAAUACUCUAAAGGCUUUGAAAAUCUAUUUAACUCAAUGAUGAAUUUGUAACAUAACUCUAGAUAUGAGAAUUCUAAGAGCAUAGUUAAACAGCAAGAAAGACAAGAGUCAAGUGAUGGCAAUGAAGAAACCUUAGUGGCAGACUGCAACAUACAAGUCAGCAAGAACAACUUUCAAUUUCAUUAUGUGAUUGGGAAGGGUGGAUUUGGGAAGGUUUGGAAAGUUGAAAUAAAGAAAUCAAGACAGUUGUAUGCUAUGAAGGAGAUGUCGAAGGCAAAAGUAAUAGCCAAAAGAAGUGUUAAUUCAGUAAUGAAUGAAAGAAAUCUAUUGGCCUAAUUUAAACAUCCCUUUUUGAUCAAUAUGAAUUAUUGUUUUCAAGACAGGGACAACUUAUAUUUGGUGAUGGAUUUAUUGACUGGAGGAGACCUAAGAUAUCACAUUGGAAAAAUGAGGAGGUUUAAGGAACAUCAAACCAAAUUCUUUGUAGCUUGUGUUUUGUUGUCAUUGGAGUAUCUGCACAAUAACAACAUCAUUCAUCGAGAUCUUAAGCCAGAAAAUUUGGUUUUGGACAAAUAUGGGUAUGUUAGAUUAACAGAUCUAGGGAUUGCCAGGAUCUGGAAACCUGAGAAUUCACAAGAUACCAGUGGCACUCCAGGAUACAUGGCUCCUGAAGUGAUGUGCAGGUAGAAUCACACGAUAGCUGUAGAUUACUUUGCUCUUGGGAUCAUGGGUUAUGAAUUUAUGUUAGGCAGAAGGCCUUACAAUGGAAGAUCAAGAUAAGAAAUCAGAGAUCAAAUCCUCACCAGACAGGUGCAGAUCAAAAAGUCUGAGGUUCCAAAUGAUUGGUCGAUUGAAGGUGCUGAUUUUAUAAACAAAUUAAUAUAAAGAAAACCAAUAAAUAGACUUGGUUUUAAGGGGCCAGAUGAGGUGAAAAAUCAUCCUUGGCUUAGAAAUUUCCCUUGGCAAAGGCUUUUGAAUAAAGAAAUCUAAUCUCCGUAUAUUCCAAGUGAAAUUGAUGACAAUAUCGAAUAUUUAAAUUAAAUUAGUGAGGAUAAUGAAAGCCAAGAUGACUUGAUCAGAGAAAAUAAACUCUUAUUAAAGAAAAACUCCGUUUAAAAUCUAUUUAGCGGUUAUAGUUAUGAAUAAAAUCUCUCAAAACAUACAAAGAGCACUUCUAGUACGCUCUUUUUAGGAUGA
This is a messenger RNA of Paramecium tetraurelia, 2754 nucleotides long. RefSeq lists its product as uncharacterized. The transcript is spliced from 8 exons. Gene Ontology annotation, biological process: intracellular signal transduction; peptidyl-serine phosphorylation. Gene Ontology annotation, molecular function: protein serine/threonine kinase activity; ATP binding. The record is from RefSeq and is a predicted model, not a curated record. NCBI's taxonomy places the organism in Eukaryota, Ciliophora, Oligohymenophorea, Peniculida, Parameciidae.